AUGCUUCGCUUUACAAACGUUGAUCAUAAACCAACACGACUUCCACCAGUUUAUGGGUAUCGCACUCAUCCAUUACUUCCACUUCGACAAGCUCUUGAGCCUGUUCUACCACACAUCAUUGAACUAGAUGAAUUCAUUCAAAUUGCAAAGACUGAAUGUCACUUUCCUUCAGAACAUGGCCUAACUCGUGAAGAAUCAGCAGCUAUUUAUAUAUAUACAAUGGAUUGGGGCGAACAAAGCCUUUAUCGAGUACUUAAUGGACUACUUCGAAUUACUGAUCGAACUGUUUUAGUACCAUGGCAUAAUUAUCUGAAAUUAUUUAAUAGUGCACUGAAAAAACUGCCAAGCUAUCAAAAAAAUUUAUGGCGUGGAGUGAAUGUGGAUAUCAGUAAAAACUUCAAAAAAGGUGAAGAGCUAACUUGGUGGAAUAUUACUUCCAGCUCAACUUCAGUAGACGUAGUGAAACAAUUUCUUGGCCAAUCUUCUACAUUAUUUCUCAUCGAAGCUAAGAAUGGAAAACUCAUAUCAGCAUAUAGUAAUUUUCCUGAAGAAAACGAAGUGAUUCUAGGUUUGGGUACUCGAGUUCGUGUUGUGAGUGAUGCACUCGAUUCUUCAUCAUUAAAUGUUGUACAUUUGAUGGAAUUGUUGGGCGAAAAUGAUGAGAAACUUCCAUCGACGCUACCAACUAUGAAUAUUGAUACAUCUACCAACACCCAAACCGAAGUAUCAAUGAAUGUUGAAGAUUCAACAUUUAAAGUUCAUAUCUAUGAAGAUGACAGUAGAUAUGAAGGAGAAUGGAAGAACCAGAAACGACAUGAAAAAGGCACAUUCUACUAUGCCAAUGGGAAUACGUAUACGGGUGAUUGGGUCGAUGACAAGAGGGCAGGAGAAGGAAUUUUCACAUGCCCUAAUGGUGAUCGAUACAAGAAGAGCUGUUCUUAA
Molecule: messenger RNA, 942 nt
Organism: Adineta steineri
Lineage: Eukaryota; Metazoa; Rotifera; Eurotatoria; Adinetida; Adinetidae
Source: the annotation of a GenBank genome assembly